GCAGCCUGGGUUUCUGCAAUCUAAUUUUUUUUAUUUUCUUCUAUUUGUAAAUUUGGUCUUUUUAAAUUGCGAAUCUCUCGUCGCAAUACACGUUAAUUUCAAUCGAUUCGUGGUUGUCCGUUGUAUUUUUUUUUUUGACCCGUCGCGGUGCUGAUAAACAUCUCGCCGAGAACCUGCUGUACAAUUUUAGGCGAUGAACAAAGACAUUAACAGAAGAAUACUAGCGAUACAAGCUAAAAAGAAACGGCGCAAAUUACCAAAGAAGCCACACGAAGACCGGAAAGUGGUGCCUCCAGCGCCGGCUAAGGUAGCCGAAAAGCCCAAAGCCCAUCAGAAGCGUGACAGUGACUCGUCGUCCAACGAAUCCGAUGAAGGCACUGAUGAGAUGUACGCAUCCGAUGAAGAGGAACAAGAAGAAUCCAGCGAUUACUGCAAGGGCGGUUAUCAUCCCGUACAAAUAGGAGACGUUUUUUUAAAUAGGUAUCAUGUGUUAAGAAAACUUGGUUGGGGUCACUUUUCAACAGUUUGGCUUUGUUGGGAUUUCACAGACAAACGUUAUGUUGCUCUCAAAGUUGUAAAAAGUGCAUCACACUUCACCGAAACUGCAUUAGAUGAAAUAAAACUUUUAAAAAGUGUCCGUGAUUCUGAUACCAAUGACAAAAAGCGAGAACGUGUUGUCAUGUUGUUGAAUGAUUUUAAAAUCAGUGGUGUUAACGGAAUCCAUGUAUGCAUGGUUUUCGAAGUACUUGGUCAUAACUUAUUAAAGUUAAUUAUAAAAAGCGAUUAUUCGGGUAUACCGUUACAAAACGUUAAAAGUAUUAUCAAACAAGUAUUAGAAGGUUUAGACUAUUUACAUACAAAAUGCAACAUCAUUCACACAGAUAUUAAACCAGAAAAUGUACUGUUGUGCGUUGAUGAGAAAUAUAUUAAAAAUUUAGCAAAAGAAGCAACCGAAAUUCAUCAAACUGGACAAAAGUUGCCAGUAUCAUUUAGUAGUACAGCCCCUAAGAUUGCAUUCAACAAGCCAAAUUUGACUAAAAAUCAGAAGAAGAAAAUGAAAAGGAAAAAUAAACGUCAGUCCGAGCUAUUAAAAGUUCAAAUGCAACAGUUAGAAGAACUGGAAAACAAACAAGAAGAAGAAUGUGAUGCUGAAGUUAAUAAAGAUCUUGAACUGGCUUUUUUAAAACUGGCAUGUUCAGCAUUAGUUGAAGACAAAUCUGAACCAGAUCCAGUAGAUACCAAUAACAGCGAAUCUAUAUCUAACGGUUACGUUAGUGAUGGUACUAACACGAAUGCAAAUACCUCGCCGAUACCUGAUAAUAAUUUAGAAAACACAGAGUGUGCCGAUGCAAGUAUCGAUGAAACAAGUACUGUCCAAGAAAACGGAGCUGGUGAAUUCAGUAAAACCAACAGCAAGCCGCUUUCGAAAAAAAGAUCAUUCAGAAGCAAAUCCAGAGAUGGCCCCGCAGUAGACCCUGCAUUCAAUGUGUGUGAUAUAAAUGUUAAAGUUGCUGACCUCGGCAAUGCUUGUUGGAUAGACCGACAUUUUACUGAAGACAUUCAAACCAGACAAUACAGGUCACUAGAAGUGCUGAUCGGAGCGGGCUACGGUACAUCAUCAGAUAUAUGGAGUGUAGCAUGCAUGGCAUUUGAACUAGCUACUGGCGAUUAUUUAUUCGAACCGCAUUCGGGUGAAGCUUAUACCAGAGACGAGGAUCACAUAGCUCAUAUAAUAGAACUGUUGGGUAAGAUACCCAAAAAAGUGAUCGAUGAGGGAAAACAGUCGCCACAGUUUUUCAAUAAACGCGGAGAAUUACGGAAUAUAAGCAGCUUAAAACCAUGGUUGUUGUACGAUGUUUUGAGGGAGAAAUACAAAUGGCCGCAAGAAAACGCGAGAGCUUUCACCGAUUUCUUGUUGCCAAUGUUAGAAUUUGAUCAAAACGCUAGGGCAACGGCUGCUCAAUGUUUACAGCACGCGUGGCUGAAAUGUUGAUAAUUUGUUCUGGUAACAUUUUUUUUUUACUGGGCAAGAAUAAAAAAUAAAAAUUGUAUUCUGCAACAGAACUUUUUUUUUGUUUGUAUUAUUUAAUAAAGUCACAGUAAACACACAAUUCUGUACGAUGUAAAUAAUUAAUAAUUUUAUAUUUUAAAGGAUAAGAUAUAAUUAGUCAUGUCAAAAUAUUAUAUGCUACAAAUGUUUAGCUAUACAACGCGUACACAUGGAUUUUUAUUUUAAAACAAACUUUAUCACGUUUUUUUUUUAAACAAUCAAGUAAAUCUAAUAGUUUUUUAAAAACAUAAUUUUGAAGGAUAUCUAUAUACUAUAUACUUUAACAAUGAAAUUAUUAUUAUUGGAUAUAGUUU
Adelges cooleyi (spruce gall adelgid) is the source of this 2364-nucleotide messenger RNA. RefSeq names its product SRSF protein kinase 3-like. Gene Ontology annotation, biological process: spliceosomal complex assembly; regulation of mRNA processing; protein phosphorylation. The transcript has 5 exons. Gene Ontology annotation, molecular function: ATP binding; protein kinase activity. NCBI's taxonomy places the organism in Eukaryota, Metazoa, Arthropoda, Insecta, Hemiptera, Adelgidae. Bases 194 to 1993 code for a protein of 599 amino acids. The record is from RefSeq and is a predicted model, not a curated record.